This is a messenger RNA of Vollenhovia emeryi, 953 nucleotides long. RefSeq lists its product as uncharacterized. Lineage: Eukaryota; Metazoa; Arthropoda; Insecta; Hymenoptera; Formicidae. The annotation marks the transcript as partial. The record is from RefSeq and is a predicted model, not a curated record. The transcript has a single exon.
UUACAUCAAUCUUACCAUCUUUCGAGGCGGAACCGGAAGAAUGGCCGCAUCUCAGGACCUUGGCAUUAGCCGAUCCUGAUUUUCUCAUCCCGCGGCCAGUUAACAUCCUCAUCGGCGCAGACGUUUACGGGCAAAUCAUCAAGCCCAAUAUUAUUCGGCAUUCUCCACUCAUACCGAUAGCGCAACUCUCCAUUUUCGGAUGGCUCGUUCUUGGACCAGUCAAUAGGGAAGCAACACGCACGUCAACGCAGCAUGCUGCUACUCAAUUCAACGAGGAUGCUCUUAUUGAGUUAUUGACGAAAUUUUGGAAUCAAGAGGAGGUGCCUACUCACGAUGUCACUCAGCUCACUCCUGACGAGCAGAGGUGCGAGAAGCACUUCAACACUACAUACUCUCGUGAUUCUUCAGAGAGGUACAUCGACAGGAUUCUACUCAAUUCACCAGACGAGCUUUUGGGUGAUUCUUACAACGUCGCUCAUCAAUGUCUGAAGGGAUUACGCAGACGAUUCUCAAGGGAUGUGAAUUAUCAAUGUCUCUAUCAACAAUUCAUGAUUGAUUACGAGACACUCAACCACAUUACGAAGGCAUCAUUCAUCUCCAGUCAUCGCUCACAUUUUCACCUGACACAUCACGGUGUUCUCAAGCCGGCCAGUAUUACAACGAAACUGCGGGUGGUUUUCAAUGGCUCUAGCGCAUCCACAUCAGGCUACUCGGUCAACUACCUCAUGUACACUGGAGCAAAGCUACAUCUGAACAUCUCAGAUGUUCUACCUAGGAUACGUAGACAUCGUCACAUUUUCGCUACGGACAUCACCAAAAUGGACAGACCGAUUCAGAUUCACAAGGAUGACUGGGAGUUACAGCGGAUACUCUGGAUGGACAAUCAGCUCAAUGAGGUGCCAUGUCAUUCAACAACGGGCACUUACGGGACGAAGGUCGCACCAUUCUCAGCC